Rhodotorula graminis WP1 is the source of this 823-nucleotide messenger RNA. RefSeq lists its product as uncharacterized. The record is from RefSeq and is a predicted model, not a curated record. Lineage: Eukaryota; Fungi; Basidiomycota; Microbotryomycetes; Sporidiobolales; Sporidiobolaceae. The coding region runs from base 51 to 788 and encodes 245 amino acids. Gene Ontology annotation, cellular component: membrane; cytoplasm. The transcript is spliced from 6 exons.
AACCUCCUCCUCCCUCCGCCCUCGCUCUCUCCACCUAGCAGUGCUGUGCCAUGCUGCGCCUCUUGCACCGCGUCCUCUUUGAAAAGUACCCGAACCUGGGCACCUCGGUCAUCUAUGGCUCGCUCAACGCCAUCGCCGACAUUGCCGCACAGCUCUUCUUCACGAGCGGCGGCACCUACAACCCGUACCGCACCCUGCGCUUCUUGAUCUUUGGCAUGGGCAUCGCGCCCCUCGCCGUCAUGUGGAACACCUACCUCGAGCGCACCUACCCUCUGCGACCAAGCGUCGAGGACCCGCUCGAGAUCCCGGUCCAGCUCGAGGGCAUCACGAUCGACAAGAUGCGCGAGGUGUCGGCGCCGAGGGCGCACCGCCGCACGAGCUCGCAGGUGUCGCACUCGGAGGGCUACUCGCCCGAAGCAGAGACCGAGCCGAUGCUGCCGCUCAACGGGCACGCCGCGUCGCCGUCGGCGCCCUCAGUGCCCAAGGUCAACAAGGCCGUCCUCUUGCGCCGUGUCGCCAUGGACCAGAUCGUCAUGGCACCGAUCUCGUUCAUCGUCUUCCUCGUGUGCAUGGGCAUGAUGGAGUUCCUCACGCCGUCCGAGAUCUACCUCAAGGUCGAGAACGCCCUGUGGCCCAUCCUCCUCACCAACUGGAAGGUCUGGCCUUUCGUGCAGGCCGUCAUGUUCCUCUACGUCCCGCUCGUGUACCGCGUCCCGCUGUCGGGCGUCGUCAACCUCGUGUGGACCAUCUUCCUCUCGUGGGAGACGGCGAGGAGCGCCAUGGCGUGAGCUGGCCUCACUGCAAUGUCUCUUGUCUUCCUUCG